Danio aesculapii is the source of this 3866-nucleotide messenger RNA. It is a transcript of the gene mindy2, whose product is annotated as MINDY lysine 48 deubiquitinase 2. The transcript is spliced from 9 exons. The record is from RefSeq and is a predicted model, not a curated record. Bases 118 to 1989 code for a protein of 623 amino acids. Gene Ontology annotation, cellular component: cytosol; cell periphery. Gene Ontology annotation, biological process: protein K48-linked deubiquitination. Lineage: Eukaryota; Metazoa; Chordata; Actinopteri; Cypriniformes; Danionidae. Gene Ontology annotation, molecular function: cysteine-type carboxypeptidase activity; K48-linked deubiquitinase activity; cysteine-type deubiquitinase activity.
UCGGUAAAUAAGUGUCCAUGAAGGGAUGACGUCAGAGGUGGAGAUGUCAUGGCGUCGUCGGAGCUGAGACUGGAGCUUGCCAUCUAGUUUAAGGUUGUCGUCGAUGCGUUCAGCGAAAUGGAGAAAAAUCCAAACCCUCAUCGAGACGCAGGUGGAAGUGUCCUGUGCACCGCUAUUCCUGCGGAGCCCGCAGAUAUCAAAACAGCCGGCGGAAUGAAAGAUGUCUGCGAGAAGAGAGAGACUUUGAGUACUUGUGCAAGUGCUAGCGGUGCUAAUGCUACACCCUGCACACAGACAUCAGAUGCUGCUGAGUCGGUGAGCAAAACCACACAGCCGGGCGUUUUACCGGAGACACUGUCGCCCGAUGCGGCCGAUCAGCUGAGCAACGGAAUGGGAUACGAGUCGCCGGUGACCGCUGCUGGGAAUAAGGAGGGUGGCACCUCAAAGUUAGUAAACAACCUCACGGGAGAGCAACCCGACAUCAAUAAUGUGCAAGCGGACGGUUUAGACGGAGAAGCGACGAAGGUGUCCAAGCCUGCUUAUUUGUGUCCGGACAAAGCAAAAUCUGCGAGCCCCAAUUCAAACGAUCACACCGUUUCCGAGGGUCCUCCGAGUGGGAGUGAGCCCAGCAUCGCGGGAGAGUCCCGCAGCUUUGAUUCACUCGAGUCCUUCUCCAAUCUGAACUCCUGUCCGAGUUCAGACCUCAACAGUGAAGGACUGGAGGAGAAGGGACUGGCUUUGGCUAUUCAGAGUGAAUACGGGGCCGAGGGGACGAAAAUCCCCUGUCCCAAAGACAGGGUGACCGGUCAGUCGAUUUACCAAAUCAAGUGGAUAAAGUGGAAGGAGGAGAAUACGCCUAUCAUCACACAGAACGAGAACGGGCCGUGCCCGCUGCUGGCUAUCAUGAAUGUCCUGCUAUUGUCAUGGAAGGUCAAGCUGCCACCAAUGAUGGAGAUGAUAACGGCAGAGCAGCUGAUGGAAUAUCUGGGAGACUAUAUCCUUGAAGCCAAGCCAAAGGAGAUCUCAGAGGCUCAGCGGUUGAACUACGAACAGAAUAUGAGUGAUGCUAUGGCAGUACUGCAUAAGCUGCAGACAGGUCUGGAUGUAAACGUCAAGUUCACAGGUGUGCGGGUAUUUGAAUACACACCUGAGUGCAUCGUAUUCGACCUGCUGGAUAUCCCACUGUACCACGGAUGGCUGGUUGACCCACAGAUGGCUGAUAUAGUGAAGGCAGUGGGGAACUGCAGCUAUAACCAGUUGGUGGAGAAGAUAAUCAGCUGUAAGCAGUCAGACAGCAGCGAGUUGGCCGGUGAAGGCUUUGUGGCAGAGCAGUUUCUGAACAGCACAGCGACUCAGCUCACGUACCACGGCCUUUGUGAGCUCACCUCCACCGUACAGGAGGGAGAGCUGUGUGUCUUCUUCAGGAACAAUCACUUCAGCACCAUGACCAAAUUUAAGGCCCAGCUGUAUCUGCUGGUGACGGAUCAGGGGUUUCUCACUGAGGAGAAGGUGGUUUGGGAAAGUCUACAUAAUGUUGAUGGAGAUGGAAAUUUCUGCGAUUCGGAGUUCCAUCUGAGGCCGCCUUCUGACCCGGAGACAGUGUACCGUGGUCAGCAGGACCAGAUCGAUCAGGACUACCUGAUGGCGUUGUCUCUGCAGCAGGAGCAGCAGGCCUCAGACCUGGGUUGGGAACAGAUCCCAGAAGGCAUCAGUGAUCUAGAGCUGGCCAAGAAGCUGCAGGAGGAGGAGGACCGCAGAGCGUCACAGUACUAUCAGGAGCAGGAGCAGGCGCAGGCCGCGGCGGCAGCAGCUGCACAGGCACAGGGACAGCCAGCAGCGGCGGGUGCAGACCAGGUGGACAGAGCGGCAGCUGCUGGAGCCUCAGCAGGGGGAGCUGCAGCUUCUCCGAGCCCAGGAAAACAGCCCUCUACAGGCGAACGCAAACCCAAGAAGGAAGCCAAGGACAAAGACAAAUGCAUCUUGUUGUAACAGCAGUGGACCGUGUAGAGUGCGAAACGGGCAGCAGUUUAAUUCCAGUGGCUCUGCGAUGCAUCUCCCAGCGUGAAGUGGAAAGAGCACGGGCGACCGAUAGAGAUGAAGCCUGACAAGCAGAGAGGACUUGCCAUUCUCAAGCCACUUGUGCCUGACUUUAACCCUCUGUGUUCUGAAGAUGCAGACAAGCAGAGAGGGGUGUUCACUACAAGGACUAUCACUACAUCUUGCAAAGAGCUGGCCAAAUGAUCUCAGCAGGAAAACCACUGCAGUGCACUAUAUUUGUGUAGGGUCAGCAGGGAGGGUGGAUUUCUUUUUUUUUUUGUAGUAAAACAAGGUAAUGUACACAUAGCACUAUUCAAAACUACCCCACCGCUCAAAAAAGAAGAAAAAAAGUGUUUUUGUUUCUCAUUAUACAAAGCAUUUUCUUUUUUUUUUUGUGGAUUUCCGUUAUUGCUGUUGUUUAUAAGCUAUUUUAUACCAGUUUACCCGUAUAUAUGCAUAUGUACAUUCGUUUUAUUGGUCAGUUUCUGUUUGACUGAAGGAUUUCUGAGAUCUUUUACUGAAAGGCAGUUCGCAUGAGCAGGUAGCAAGCCAACAGGUCUCUUGGCAAAGGUGAUGUCUCAGGACGUGAUGUAGGCCACAAUAGCCUGGCAGUUUGAUGCCAAAUUUCACAUUGUUGAUAUUGUAGGAGCAGUGAUCUCCACAGAUGCAUUCAGAAAUGUUUUCCUAUUUAGGAAGUUGCUAUUCCAUUUGGUUACAUAGAUGUGUCUACAAAAGGAUAGAUUUUGCUAACAGGAUAUUUACUGGGAAUAUCAGCAAACAACUGACACUACCCUUAAUGUAUAUAGCUUUAAUGAAAGGCAUAUGAAAUAUGUGGUCAUUUUUUUGUUGUUGUUUUGCCCUACCCCUUUUAACUUUCAGCCAAAAUUCUGGUUCAUAUUUGCCUUAUAAAAUGUAAUAUGGGUGGGAGAGUCAUCCAUGAACUGUAUGGUUUGUGUUUUCAUCUAGCUGGUGGACAAACAAUAUAGGUGGACACACAAAAGGCUGAAAUCUGAAGAGCAGGUGACACAUUUCUGUUAAUUGGUCAAGGGGAUUAUUAAGGAUGAUAAUCGAAAAAUGGCUAAAAAUUUGCUGAAUAAUCGAGCUGACUGAUAUAUCAGUCUGUCUCUGGCUUCAGCUAGAAUUUUCACUCUUGCGUGUACAUACUCAUAUAAAUGGAUGUAAGGUAGGAAAGGAUUCUCAAGCCCAUCCUGUUCCAGUGCUGCCUCCUGAGAGACAAGGUCUUCUAUCCAAACAUUCCAGCUAUAUGCCUUGAACUGAGCAUUGUGUUGAGCCUCAGACUCAGAGAAACGCCAAUGUUGGGCGGUUUUUCCUGGUGUUCUGCUCUCACAAUGCAAGAAUUACCAACUCCUGCAUGUAGACAAGCUCGUGGUGGGGAAGUCGUUGGUCAGACAGUUGCCCAGUGGUUUUCUGGGAGCACUAGUAGAUGCAGUCAAACGCUAGUCAGUUAUGGGCUCAAACUGUUGCUUUGACGUUUGGUCCCUCAGUGGCCAAUACUCUCUGUAUAUAAAAAGCCUUACAAUAUUUACAGUAUCUUUUAUACCGACAUAAAACAGGUGCGAGACAAGACUGAGACAAUCUGUAGACCUUACCAUAGACAGAAAACCGCACAGGCCUUCACAGAAGGAACAUAUCCAUGAGUGUCUUGCAAACGGUUUGAUGUGUAUUAGCUGCCUUGGUGACGGAUAUAGAUCUAAUGUACAACACAGAGUUUGACUGGAAAGACUCCCAUAGAAGUUUAACAAAAUGGCAUUAGUAACCUUAUAAGUGUGUGCUGUGAAAUGAUUCGAUUCUGAUAGUAAUUUCAAUCA